Messenger RNA from Cyclocybe aegerita, 1614 nucleotides. The record is from the annotation of a GenBank genome assembly. Lineage: Eukaryota; Fungi; Basidiomycota; Agaricomycetes; Agaricales; Hemipholiotaceae.
AUGCUUCAUUUAUCUGGGGAAGAGAAGAAUCGCUUCCAGGACCUUGUUCAGGCCCAUCCAACUGUCGGUCCUCUAGGUCUCAUCGUGGGCGUUCCAGGGAUUAAUGGUCCCGGGAAAUCCGUGACCGAAAUAUCUGACAUAUUCUGGAAUGCAGACCGUGUUAGCAAAGAGCGUUCGAAGAUUAAACAAGGAGCUGAUGUAGGUGGAGAUGGCUUUAUUGCUGCCUUCAAGAAGCUCGAGGAAGACCAUCCCGAGUUCGUUGUCUCUUCAACAUUUGGGAUUGUCACGGUUGUUUCCCUUCAAACACCGUUCAUGCGCUCGCUUCUGGUGAGGGAUACGACUCUGGAGGAGCCAGUUAAUGGGACUGUCAACGAUGCCACUCAUGGGUGGUGGUCAGAGCGCAACGCCCUACUCAUUGUGACGUCUGUCUAUGAUGUCAAAACGCAAUCAUGGUCGCCUUCCCUGUUCUCAUAUUCAAACGGGGCACGAACUCUCCACUUCAAGUAUCAUUUCGUCGCCUUAUUCCAAGGGAUCGCAGAGGAAGCCGAUUCACGUGGAAUUGACAUUGAAGAUCGCUUAUUUGCUGGGGUGAUGGAUUUCAGCGAAGCUGAGCAUGGGGCUUUCAUCGAAGCAUUCGUCGAGUUCUUUUCUGGGCGGCUUGAUGACACACGCACCGUUGAGGAGCUCCAUCUUGCAGCUGAACACCUUACGCGUGGCUGUCAGGAGCACUAUCGUGCCAGUGUUACACGCGUCAGCCGGAUUGGUGGUGCGGUUCCCCCAGAAAAGGUCGACGCGUUCAAGGACCGCGCGCUCGGGCUCCUCAACGCACCUGAUUCAGACGCAUUUCUGGAGCGCGCUUCCCUUCUCAUCCGUGACUUUCCAAGCCUUAAAUCCUGGAUGGCAUGGUGGAUGCGCCCAUCUAACGCGUCGAGGCUAUUUGAGUCUGAGCGUCUUGGGAGGUGGAAACAUGCUCACGAGAUCGAGACCUCGGAAGACAUUCUCGCGGAUCCGACGUCAAUACCAUUUUCAAACGAGGUGGAAUGUGCACUUCGACCUGCAGAAGGCGUCCUAAGGGAUCUUCUUCUCGAUCCUCAAGUGGUGGACAGCAACCAAGUUCCAGCCAAGAAGCCCCUUACAAGGACCAUUGUUCCGGAGGUCGGGAGUCUCUCGCUCCUUGACCGUGCCCAGGUCUCCAAUUGGUUUGAGAUCAAUAUAAGCAAGGACCCGAAUCUUCGACAGGAAUGGUUGGCCUACCUCCCAAUCGCACAUGCCCACACAGUCUUGAUCGCAUCUCGUCUCAGGGGAUACCAAGUCUUCCAGGAGCUGACAGAGGUUGCACUCAUUGACCGGGCUUGGGAGCGCUCUGAGCGUGCAGGAGUUGCGGGUCACUACCAAUGGGGGCUUGAUUCCGGAGAUCACCAAGGUGGCUGGGACCCGUACCAAGGGCUGCCGUAUCACUGGAACCGUGGAGAUAGAGAUGGGAGUGAGGACGAGAUGCAGCGCGGCCCCAACUUCAUAGAAGUGGAAAUGGUUAGCCCAGUGCCUCAGAAGAAGCCUCGUGUACGACCUCGUCCUAUUAAAGUGAAGUCGAAAAUGCAUACGAGCCGCUCAUGA